Messenger RNA from Pelmatolapia mariae (spotted tilapia), 7131 nucleotides. RefSeq names its product sodium channel, voltage gated, type VIII, alpha subunit b (gene scn8ab). The record is from RefSeq and is a predicted model, not a curated record. Bases 154 to 6099 code for a protein of 1981 amino acids. Lineage: Eukaryota; Metazoa; Chordata; Actinopteri; Cichliformes; Cichlidae. Gene Ontology annotation, molecular function: calcium ion binding; protein binding; voltage-gated sodium channel activity. The transcript is spliced from 28 exons. Gene Ontology annotation, biological process: membrane depolarization during action potential; neuronal action potential; sodium ion transmembrane transport. Gene Ontology annotation, cellular component: voltage-gated sodium channel complex; axon; plasma membrane.
GCAGCAACAAUAUGGCGACAGCCGCAUUUACUCCCGGCUCUUUCCCACAUCUGCAGUUCGGUGACAGCUGUCUGGAUUUCUGUUAAUGCGAGAAAAAAGCUGGAUGUCUGGGAUGGAAAACAAAUAAAGAGGAAAUAGCUGCAGGAUGAAAACAUGGCCGCACCCCUUCUUGCACCCCCAGGACCUGACAGCUUCAAGAAAUUCACCCCGGAGUCACUCGCUAAUAUCGAGAAACGCAUCAAAGAAGAGAAGAACAAGAAGCCGCCCAAGCCAAGAUCAGACAGCAGUCACCGCGACACAUCCGACGAAAAUGAGCCCAAGCCCAACAGUGACCUGGAGGCUGGGAAGAGCCUGCCGUUCAUCUACGGCGAUAUCCCUGAUGGAAUGGUGGCCACACCACUGGAGGAUUUGGACCCGUUCUACAUGAAUCAGAAAACGUUUAUAGUCUUAAACAAGGGGAAAACAAUCUUCCGCUUCAGUGCCACGCCCUCCUUGUACAUCAUAAGUCCUUUUAAUCUACUUAGGCGAAUAGCUAUUAAAAUUUUGAUACAUUCGCUAUUCAGCAUGAUCAUCAUGUGUACGAUUUUGACCAACUGCAUAUUCAUGACAUUCAGUGAUCCCCCGGAGUGGUCCAAGCAAGUGGAAUAUACCUUUACAGGUAUCUAUACAUUUGAGUCACUCACAAAAAUUGUUGCCCGAGGUUUUGCCAUCGACGGGUUCACCUUUCUCAGAGACCCUUGGAACUGGCUGGACUUCAUGGUCAUUUCAAUGGCAUAUAUAACAGAGUUUGUGGACCUUGGGAAUGUCUCGGCGCUGAGAACGUUCAGGGUUCUCCGAGCACUGAAAACUAUUUCUGUCAUUCCAGGCCUGAAGACCAUUGUGGGUGCUCUAAUCCAGUCUGUGAAGAAGCUGUCGGACGUGAUGAUCCUGACCGUCUUCUGUCUCAGUGUCUUCGCUCUGAUUGGACUGCAGCUGUUCAUGGGGAACCUGCGGAAUAAAUGCGUGAUCUGGCCGAUCAACAUGACGGCUCUGUACCCGCCGAAUGGCAGCCGGGCUUUUGACUGGGGUGAAUACAUCAUGAACACCUCUAAUUUCUACUUCCUCCCUGGUCAGCUUGAUGCUCUGCUAUGUGGAAAUAGUUCUGACUCAGGACGAUGUCCAGAGGGUUUUACAUGUAUGAAAGCUGGAAGGAACCCCAACUACGGUUAUACCAGCUUUGAUAGCUUUGGAUGGGCUUUCCUCACCCUCUUUCGUCUCAUGACCCAAGACUUCUGGGAAAAUCUCUACAUGCUGACUCUUCGAGCUGCAGGGAAGACGUACAUGAUCUUCUUUGUGCUGGUCAUCUUUGUGGGCUCCUUCUACCUGGUGAAUCUCAUCUUGGCUGUGGUGGCCAUGGCUUAUGAGGAGCAAAACCAAGCCACGAUUGAAGAGGCACAGCAGAAAGAGGCAGAAUUCAAAGCCAUGCUCGAACAGCUCAAGAAGCAACAGGAAGAGACUCAGGCUGCUGCCAUGGCAACAUCUGCUGGCACUGUGUCAGAGGCUGCGUUAGAAGAUGAAGGUGGGGGGCACUUGUCCCGCAGUUCCUCAGAGGUCUCCAAGCUGAGCUCCAAGAGUGCAAAAGAGCGUCGCAAUCGCAAAAAGAAAUGGCGACAAAAAGAACAGGAGAAAGAGAAAGGAGACAGUGAGAAGGUGGUUAAGUCCGAGUCAGAUGAUGGCAGCAAGAAAAGCACCAUUCGAUUCCCAGGGAGUCGACUGGGAAGGAAGACGUCCAUUAUGAACCAGUCACUACUCAGCAUCCCAGGCUCACCCUUCAUGUCGCGCCACAACAGCCGCAGCAGCAUCUUCAGCUUCAAAGGCCGUUCCAAGGACAUGGGCUCAGAGAAUGAAUUUGCAGACGACGAGCACAGUACAGUAGAGGAGAGCGAAGACCGUAGAGGAUCCCUGUUUAUACCUUACCGUCGCAACAGCUACAGUGGCUACAGCCAGGGCUCAUCACGCAUCCAUCCGCUGGCACCUCACUCUGGAGGGAAGAGGAACAGCACAGUGGACUGCAAUGGCGUGGUGUCUCUCAUCGGCCCUGGGCCCGGCAGACGGCUUCUGCCUGAGGUGAAAAUAGAUAAGGCAGCCACUGAUGACAGUACUACAGAUGUUGAGAUUAAGAAGAAGCACUCUGGCUCUCUCAUGGUGUCUGUGGAUCAGCUCAACUCCUCCUUCAAAGGGAAGGACCGUGCCAACAGUCAAAUGAGUGUAGUCACCAACACUCUGAUAGAGGAAUUGGAGGAGUCUCAAAGAAAGUGUCCUCCCUGCUGGUACAAGUUUGCUAACAUCUUUCUCAUCUGGGAAUGCUGUCCCAUGUGGCUAAAACUCAAGCACAUAGUCUACUUGAUUGUCAUGGACCCCUUUGUUGACCUGGCCAUCACCAUCUGUAUUGUUCUCAACACCCUUUUCAUGGCCAUGGAGCACUACCCAAUGACUCCACAUUUUGAAGAGGUCCUGUCUGUUGGAAACCUGGUUUUCACUGGCAUCUUUGCUGGGGAGAUGUUUGCCAAGCUAAUUGCAAUGGAUCCCUACUAUUACUUCCAGGAAGGCUGGAACUGCUUCGAUGGCUUCAUUGUGACUCUGAGUUUAGUUGAGCUGGGACUGGCUGAUGUGGAAGGCCUGUCAGUGCUCAGGUCUUUCCGAUUGUUGAGAGUGUUUAAAUUGGCCAAAUCAUGGCCAACACUCAACAUGCUGAUCAAGAUCAUUGGCAACUCAGUGGGAGCUCUGGGUAAUCUAACCCUGGUGUUGGCCAUCAUUGUCUUCAUCUUUGCCGUGGUGGGAAUGCAGCUAUUUGGCAAAAACUACAAGGACUGUGUGUGUAAGAUUGCGGAAAGCUGCGAGCUGCCACGCUGGCACAUGCAUGACUUCUUCCACUCCUUCCUAAUUGUGUUCAGAGUGUUGUGUGGGGAAUGGAUUGAGACCAUGUGGGACUGUAUGGAGGUGGCAGGACAGACAAUGUGUCUAACGGUCUUCAUGAUGGUCAUGGUGAUUGGUAACCUAGUGGUGCUGAACCUGUUUCUGGCCCUGCUGCUGAGCUCAUUCAGUGCAGACAACCUUGCUGCCACCGAUGAUGAUGGUGAGCCCAACAACCUCCAGCUCGCGGUUGCUCGCAUUAAGCUUGGGAUUGCCUGGUUCAAGGCAAACAUGCGGGUUUUUGUAGCCACAAUGCUAAAGAAGCCUGUCGAAGAUGAACAGAAGCCUUUGGAUGAAAUGUAUGAGAAGAAGCUCAACUGCAUUGCAAAUCACACAGUGGAUAUCAAUCGAGGACUGGACUAUGCUAAAAAUGGCAAUGGGACCACCAGCGGAAUUGGGAGCAGUGUGGGAAAGUACAUGAUUGAUGACGACUACAUGUCCUUCAUCCACAACCCAAACCUCACUGUCUGCGUUCCAAUCGCUGUUGGCGAGUCUGACUUUGAAAACCUUAAUACUGAAGAUUUCAGCAGUGAAUCCGAUGUGGAAAACAGCAAAGAUUUGGAUGACACCAGCUCGUCUGAGGGCAGCACAAUAGACAUCAAGCCUGAUGUGGAGGAGGUGGCAGUGGUGGAGGUUGUGGAGGAGUACCUUGACCCAGAGGCCUGCUGGACAGAUGAGUGUGUGGCCAAAUAUAAGUGCUGUGAUGUUCCCAUUACUCACGGCUGGGGGAAAUACUGGUGGUUCCUGAGGAAGACCUGCUACCUGAUAGUGGAACACAACUGGUUUGAAACCCUGAUCAUCUUCAUGAUCCUGCUCAGCAGUGGGGCCCUGGCCUUUGAGGACGUGUACAUAGAACAGAGGAAGACAGUCCGUAUCAUCCUGGAGUAUGCUGAUCGUGUUUUCACCUACAUCUUCAUCCUGGAGAUGUUGCUGAAAUGGGUGGCUUAUGGCUUUGUCAAGUACUUUACAAAUGCCUGGUGCUGGUUGGACUUCUUCAUUGUUGAUGUGUCUAUAGUCACCCUUAUAGCUAAUGCGUUGGGCUACUCCGAUCUAGGCCCGAUUAAAUCACUCAGGACACUGAGGGCCUUGAGACCCCUCAGGGCCCUGUCACGUUUUGAAGGGAUGAGGGUUGUAGUGAAUGCCUUGGUGGGUGCAAUUCCCUCAAUCAUGAAUGUGUUGCUGGUGUGUCUCAUCUUCUGGCUCAUCUUCAGCAUCAUGGGUGUCAAUCUGUUUGCUGGAAAGUAUUACUAUUGUUUCAAUGAGACAGCUGAGGAGUACUUUCUACCGCAUGAGGUGAACAACAAAACAGAGUGCUUCGCACUCAUCAGUGAAAACUAUACUGAAGUCAGAUGGAAGAACGUCAAGAUCAAUUUUGACAAUGUGGGCGCGGGAUACUUGGCACUCCUACAAGUGGCAACAUUCAAAGGCUGGAUGGACAUCAUGUAUGCAGCAAUAGAUUCUAGAAAGGUGGAGGAUCAGCCCAUUUAUGAGGACAACUUGUACAUGUACAUCUACUUUGUCAUAUUCAUCAUCUUUGGCUCAUUCUUUACCCUAAACCUCUUCAUUGGUGUCAUCAUUGAUAACUUCAAUCAACAAAAGAAAAAGUUUGGAGGUCAGGAUAUCUUCAUGACAGAAGAGCAGAAGAAGUAUUACAAUGCAAUGAAGAAACUAGGGUCCAAGAAACCACAGAAACCAAUACCCAGGCCCCAGAACAAAAUCCAGGGCAUGGUGUUUGACUUUGUGACGCAGCAGGUGUUUGACAUCUCCAUCAUGAUGCUCAUCUGCCUCAACAUGGUCACUAUGAUGGUGGAGACAGACGAUCAGUCGGAGGAGACAGAGAAUGUGCUUUACUGGGUCAACUUUGUCUUCAUUGUUGUCUUCACUGGCGAAUUUUUACUGAAGCUCUUCGCACUACGUCACUAUUACUUCACCAAUGGCUGGAACAUUUUCGAUGUGGUUGUGGUCAUCCUUUCAAUUGUGGGAAUGUUUCUGGCUGACCUGAUUGAGAAAUACUUCGUCUCACCAACACUGUUCAGGGUGAUCCGUCUGGCUCGUAUCGGCAGGAUCCUGCGUCUCAUCAAGGGGGCCAAAGGAAUCAGAACUCUUCUGUUUGCCCUUAUGAUGUCACUUCCUGCCUUGUUCAAUAUUGGCCUCCUUCUUUUCCUGGUUAUGUUCAUUUUCUCCAUCUUUGGAAUGUCUAACUUUGGCUAUGUGAAACACGGGGCUGGAAUUGAUGACAUGUACAAUUUUGAAACCUUUGGCAACAGCAUGAUCAUCCUGUUUAUGAUCACCACGUCUGCGGGAUGGGAUGGCCUUCUGCUGCCUAUUCUGAACUACCCUCCGGACUGUGACCCCUACUUUGAGAACGCUGGGACCCCUGUUACGGGAGACUGCGGCAACCCAUCGGUGGGCAUCUUCUUCUUUGUUAUGUACAUCAUCAUUUCUUUCCUGAUUGUAGUCAACAUGUAUAUUGCCAUCAUCCUGGAGAAUUUCAGCGUGGCCACAGAGGAGAGUGCAGACCCACUCAGUGAGGAUGACUUUGAGACCUUUUAUGAAAUUUGGGAGAAGUUUGACCCAGAUGCCUCCCAGUUCAUCACCUACGCCAAGCUUUCUGACUUUGCAGAUGCACUCGAACACCCACUCCGCGUGCCCAAGCCUAAUACCAUUGAACUGAUUGCAAUGGACAUGCCUAUGGUGAGUGGAGACCGCAUACACUGUCUGGACAUCCUCUUUGCCUUCACCAAGCGUGUGCUGGGUGACAGCGGCGAGUUGGACAUGUUGAGGCAACAAAUGGAGGAGCGUUUUGUGGCUGCCAAUCCUUCCAAGGUCUCUUAUGAGCCUAUCACCACCACUCUGAGACGCAAGCAGGAGGAUGUGUCUGCCAGAAUCAUUCAAAGGGCCUACCGCUCCUAUUUGGCCAGGCGGGGUUUUGUUUGUAAGCGCAAACCAACCAAUAACAAAGACGAGAAUGGUGGUAACAAUCGGGAACAAGAAAAGAAAGAGGGCACUCCCUCAACUGCCUCCCUGCCUUCUUAUGACAGUGUAACCAAACCUGAGAAGGAGAAACAGGACGACAACAAUGAGGGCAAAGGGGGAAGGAAAGAGAAAGGAAGAAACCAAAAAGACAUCAGGGAAUCCAAAUGUUAGGCCACUGGAUGUAUAUUCACAGUAAUAACAAAAAGAUGAUACUAAUGCGAGCGGAAACUCACCAACACAGUUGUACAGAUUAUUUCAUUUGCAAGUCAGAAAAAAAAAAGUCUUCAGUAAUUUUGUUUACAGACUUCAUUCUUAUAUUGAUGCAGAGAGAAGCAUCUUGGUCUGUUACAGCUUGAAGACUUGAACUUUAGUCAAACCAAACAUAAUCAGCAUACUGUGCGACUCUGUAUCUGGACUACUUAACAAAAAGUAAAUCAAAACAGACUGCGUCCCAUACCGCUCACUUAUGACUGGUCUUACAGAUAAGUUGAGCAAACUCUACACCAAGAGGUGAAAUGGAAAAAACAACAACAAAAAAAUCACGCGCCUGGAUGCAAGGAAUGGUUUUCUUAUGGAAGACAGUACUGUGAAAGACAACAAGGAUGCUGCUCGCUGCUGAAGAAACGCCUUCUUGCAGCAGCCACAGAGUGUUUCUGUGUCGUUUAAUACAGAAAUGUAUAAAGGAACAAAUGGCACACUCACUCUAUGAGCAAACAGAAGGUGAGUGAAAGACACAAAUAACCGUGUGAACUACUUUUUUUGUUUUAUUGAGCUAGAAAUUGUUUUCGUUUUGUUUUUUUGAGCAGCAAAAAUGCAAACAGAAGAAAAAAAAAGAACAAUAUCCAACAGUUUGCCCAUGUCAAUCAACUCUUCUACUCAUUUUAUCUUUGUUAUAAUCCACAUCGAAAUCCUUUUUUUAACAUGGGCUUUCACACCAAAUUGAAUAAGUGUCUGUUUAUUAUGGAGUCAACUCGGGCCAAGGGCUUAACAUUUACUCAGAAAGAUUUCCAAACAAAUAAUAAGUGUGCUUGUUCAAUGCAUAGAAAUGACUUGCAUGAUGGCAUGUUUUGAUCAGAAAUCUUUGCAUGAAUUAUCAUAGUCCACAAGACACUAAUACUCAGACCACAACGGUGGCUCGACUGUACGAUCAAGACAUGUUCGAAAUUUGAAAGUUCAGAGUAAUUUGUUCCACAAAGAUAAGCG